This is a messenger RNA of Rhipicephalus microplus (southern cattle tick), 1327 nucleotides long. RefSeq lists its product as uncharacterized. The record is from RefSeq and is a predicted model, not a curated record. Lineage: Eukaryota; Metazoa; Arthropoda; Arachnida; Ixodida; Ixodidae. Gene Ontology annotation, biological process: lipid metabolic process. Gene Ontology annotation, molecular function: phosphoric diester hydrolase activity.
CGAAAAUAGUAACAACGAAGAUCCACGCUCCAGAUGAGAUCGUCCACAUUUAGCACUUUCUUCGCAGUUUAGCAAGCACUGCAUUGCUUCCCUCCUCAAACGUCACCAGGUGCGUUUUGCCUAAACGUCUAACGGCUAUCUCUGCUACAGGAGAUUUCUAUGACGGAGCUUCGACGGCUGAUGUCAGUACCCAUCGAAGGAGUAUUGACACGAUCUGAAGACACCGUGAAAGGGACAUUUUUCGUCUCCUUGGAUGCAGUAUCAACACUCCUCACAUCAGGGUCAGCAGUCACAAGACAAGCGCCAGGACGAUGUUGAUGGCGCACAAAGGAUGCAGUGUCUCGCGGUGUUUUGCAUUCGCCGCUGUUCUCUGCAGUGCCCUUAGGCAGUCACUUUCCGCGUACGUCAUACCGGGAGGCUUCGUGCGGAGGCCCGUGUACAACAUCGCCCACAUGGUGAACACGAUCGAGCAAGUGGACGAAGCCAUGCGCCUGGGAGCCAACUCGAUCGAAGUUGACGCCGCUUUCACCGCCAAUGGCACCGCGACCUGGUUCCACCACGGCGUGCCGUGCGACUGCUUCAGGUGGUGCGACCGCCACGAAGAGAUACCUGCCCUCCUGGACUACGUCCGGAGAACGACCUCCACGGACGAUGGCAUAUACAAGGAGCACCUCACGUUGCUCUUCUUGGAUCUCAAGGUCACGAAUGUGCUUCCGCAGUACAAAUACCACGCUGGAGUUGACAUCGCGGAAAAACUUAUCAGGCACCUGUGGAGCGGAGUCUACGCCGGGAAUGCGAUGAACGUCUUGCUGUCUAUUCGAAGCGUCCGUGAUGGUGAUGUGCUCCGCGGAGCGCUGCAUACCAUAUACCGGAUUAUGCCGCUCAUGCUCUCUAAGAUUGGUGUAGACGUUAGCAACACCGACCAGCCCAUAGACGCUAUACGGGACCUGUACCUGAAGCUCGGCAUAACGGGUCAUCGUUGGCAAGGAGACGGUGCCACGAACUGCGUCUCGUACCUGCGGCCGCCUAGGAGGCUGUACAGCAUCAUCCGCAACCGCCAGUCGCAAGCACCGUACCACUACGUCGAAAAGGCUUACCAGUGGACUGUCGACAUUCCAGAGCAGCUGCGAGGUUCGCUCAGGAAAGGUGUGGACGCCAUCAUCACCAACAGACCGGACCGCCUAGCCGCCAUCUUGGGGGAAGACGAGUUUCGAGACGCGGUUCGAACCGCCACCGUUUACGACAAUCCCUGGACUCGAUUCGACGACCUCACGCACGAACGUUGAUGGAGGAAUGGGACAACUGAAAUACACAGUGUUUAAAUGUG